Messenger RNA from Priapulus caudatus, 4429 nucleotides. Its product is annotated as smoothened homolog. The record is from RefSeq and is a predicted model, not a curated record. Gene Ontology annotation, cellular component: dendrite; plasma membrane; cilium. Lineage: Eukaryota; Metazoa; Priapulida; Priapulimorpha; Priapulimorphida; Priapulidae. The transcript has 12 exons. Gene Ontology annotation, molecular function: transmembrane signaling receptor activity; patched binding. Bases 908 to 3382 code for a protein of 824 amino acids. Gene Ontology annotation, biological process: smoothened signaling pathway; positive regulation of smoothened signaling pathway; central nervous system development.
GCCAACGCCCUGAACUGCUCGAGGCCAUGUUAAUACAUCCGUGACUUUUCUUCCAUUAACUACGUCGUCGAUGUAUUUAUGUUCUCCGACAUCCGUGUGGUCGGCGUACGCGGGCUGGAUAAUGUAUUUUUGAGGUGAGGCGCAAUAGUCGUGCAUAGGGGUUCCAUUACACGCAGUUAUCUUCGGUCAAUUGCAGGCCUGAUGCCUAUGCCACACGUAGACGGGAAAUUUAUUAUAGCAGACGUUGCAUGACAUGUAACAUAGGGGUCUGUAAAAUAAGUGUUUGCUUUUGAUGCUACUACCCGCCUGUUGUUCAUUCUUAAUUGCACGUGUGCCAAUAAAGUUCGAACAUGAUUAUAUGGGUCUGGACAAGCAACGAAACGUUGACAAUAAAAAUGGUAUGAAUGUCAGGCUACAUUUCUAUAGAUAUUCUAAAAAAAGUUGCAUUACCAAACGGUAGAAAUAAUCCUAUUACAAUGCAGAGUAUUUUAGCCUAAAAUAAAAUGUAAUCACAAAUUCGGAGAAUCCGGUAUAGCCCCAGUUAUUAAUAUACAAGGAACUGCGCACAGUGAGCCGGACGCGCCACUGCGUGCCAUCGGCAGCUUAAUUGGCCCAUUGCGCCUCACUGAUUACUGACGUGAAUGCACCGGAUAUAUGCUGGCAUUAGUAGCGCGCAGACAGCCGAAUGGAGCGGAACGGUAUGCCGAAAUAAUACACCCAUUCACAUGUGUGCCACAGCACGGUGGCCGGUACAGCAGAGCCCGCCUGCGCGGUUCCUCCUUACAAGCAGUCAGAAGUAUGGCCGACUUUCCAAGUAUCUCAGUGGAGAAUACGGUCGGUCUGCGUAUCAACGGAGGACUCAUCGUAGUCGUCGCAUCAACGAUCACGUGAGAUAAGAUCCCGACUGAUGACGGUCACUUUCCUCUCCGCAAUAUUCCUAUCUGUGAUACUCGCCAGUUCAGCGCAAGACGGCAGCGAUGGCGCGAACCAGACGACGAACGAGUCAUGUAAACACAGCGGUGUGUCUUGCCAGUCUCUCAACUACACGACCUGCUACGGAGCGAAGUUAUUGUACGGUGCAACGUCGACGGACAUCGCUGAUGACGUGGACACACAAGAGGAGGCCCAGCGUCGUCUGCGGCUGUGGAGUGGGCUGAGAAGCGUUCCAGAAUGCUGGGCCGUCAUACAGCCGCUACUGUGUGCCGUUUACGUGCCUAAGUGCGUGAUCGACAAGGUGGAUUUGCCGAGCCGAGAAAUGUGCGAGAACGCACACAACGCAUGCACGAUCGUCGAACUGACUCACAACCGCUGGCCGAGCUUCCUGCAAUGCGAAAACUUCCCCUCGCAUUGUCAAAACGAAGUUUCUAAGUUCAAGUUCAACGCAACGGGUCAGUGUAGUCCACCAUUGCUACCGACAGACAGCCAGCGUAACUGGUACGCCAGCGUGGAGGGUUGCGGUGUUCAGUGCCGAAACCCACUCUACACCACGCGCCAGCAUAGACAGCUUCACGUCUUCAUCGCCGUGAUGGGAUCUCUCUGCCUCGCCUGCACUCUUUUUGCCGCGUUUACGUUCAUCGUCGAUUGGAAGAAUGCGAGCAGAUACCCGGCGCUGGGCAUUUUCUACAUCAACUGUUGUUUCGCGUUGGCUACAGUCGCCUGGCUCGCCCAGUUUCUACCGGGUGCUCGCGACAACAUUGUGUGCAGACGUGACGGUACUGGCCGCCUUGGGGAACCCAACGGAGGAGAGAAUCUGUCGUGUCUCAUCGUGUUCGUCGUCAUCUACUAUUUCCUCACGGCUGCUGUCAUCUGGUUCGUGCUGCUGGCCUACACCUGGCACGUAUUCUUUAAGAUGCUGAGAACAUCUAGGGAGGUGAUAGAAGGCAAAGCCGCUUACUUUCACAUGUUCUCGUGGAGCGUGCCUCUGGUGUUGACCAUCACCAUUCUCACAUUGUCAGAGAUUGACGGUGACUCUCUCAGUGGAAUAUGUUUUGUUGGGAUGAGCACCUGGUACAUGAGGACAGGGUUUGUACUGCUUCCCGUGAUGCUUAUGCUGUGCUUUGGAGGCUAUUUUUUGAUCAGAGGUGUCUUCAUCGUCUGCAGCUUCGCGUUUGUUUUAAUCACGUUCUGCUGCCACAUCUACGAGUAUUCAGGUCGACAACUCUGGAAUAAAAACUUCAGAGAUUUCUUAGUGUGCCAGGCAAACACGAGCGGUGCGUCACGGUGUGCAAUAGUCGGGCCGAGCAUAGUGGCUGCGUACUUCAACCACGUGUCGGUGUUCGGUGCAGGCAUGCUCAUGAGCAGCUGGGUGUGGACAGCGUCUACCGUGGACGCGUGGAAGCGAUUCUUCUGCCGGUUACUCAAAAAGCCAGUGAAUGAGCCGGUUCGGCUGACCAGAGAGAAAAUGAUCGCAAAAGCAUUUGCAAAGAAGAAGCAAGUAGGAAACACACGGAGGAUGUCUAUCAGUUUUCACAGCACUCACGAUGAUCCACUUGGUAUGAACUUUGAGAUGCGUGAGAUGUCUCAGGAGGUGAGCUCCAACUGGGUGGCUGCAGCCCUUCCGCGGCUGCUCAAGCGUAGAGGUGCUAUCAUACAGCACCCACCACCGCGCGCCAUAAUGCACGCGUCGUCACAGUCAGAUCUCAAUGACAGAAACUACUCGAUGGAUUCACAGCUCAGCGAAAUAGCGCGGCGAACGCGAAAACGAAAGAAGCGCAAGUUCCGAGGUCGCACCCAGGUGUCGCCCUGGCCAGUUCAGAUGGCGUUCCUGAAGCACCAGCUGCGUCGACACGCCAGCGAAUCGUCGCUUGCCAGCCACGCCUCCAUGCGUCUCUCAGGAGUUAAUAGCAACCACGGCGCGCGCGGCAGCAAUCGGACGUUAGAUGGCGCCGCAAAAUCGAACGCGCACACGUCCGACCAGUACGACAUAUUCGAAAAUCCGAUGCUAUUCCAAAGAAAGGUCAGGCCCGACAUCGGCAUGACACCUAUUCCUACGAUCUCGAGUCGCGUGCGGCAGGGGCGGCCGCGCCGCUGCAGCGCCUCCUUCUCCACGGAGGACAUCAUGAUGUCGACGGCGCUCGCCAGCGGCAACCCGCACCCGACGAUGGACGACAUCGUCAUCGCCUACCGCUCCGGCUACAGCUCCGGCAUCAACAGCCGCAGGUCGAGCUUCGACGGCUCGCGGCUCAUGAUGAUGCGACUGCCGGGCCAGCUGUCCGACUCGGAGGUCGAGCGACCGCCGCACCUCGCCCAGCAGAGCCUCAACAUGCCCAUCUUCAAGCGCGAGGUCGGCCGAUCGUCGCGCCAGUCGGCGAGCGCGUCGGCGGCGACGCGCAGUCCCGCCGCCAUGGCUAACUUCAUGCUGCACAAUUCCAGCUCCAGUUAAGCCUUACUGGAGCAGUACUUAAGCAGUACUUACGACUGCACGCUGUAGGCUCCGGUUAAGCUGAGGUUACUUAAGACUGCAUGCUGUAUUAUCGCAGCUCCAGUUAAGCUGAAGUUACUUAAAACUGCAAGCUGGAUUGCUGCAGCCCCAGUUAACCUAGUGCUGCAGCUUUAGUUAAGCUAAGGUUACUUAUGCUUGCUACUAAGCUUGCUUAAGGUUACUACUGCAUGCUGUAUUUUCGCAGCUCCAGUUAAGCUGAUGUUGAUAAAGAUUAUUACCGCUGUAUUACCGCCGUUUUUGGUUGGAUUACGGUUUUACGGAUUUUGGUUGGUUAAAUACGGCACCUCGAUCCAGUGCGAUGACUAGUCCGACUCGACUGUGACACUAUAUGCACACAAUGUCUAUAUGGUAAAGCAGUGCAUACAUACAUGACUGUGUCUUGGAGCGGCGCGUACUUCUACCUGGCUGCUGGAAUGCGGCUGGUUAGUAAGGCAACAAUCACUCGGGCUGUGCUAGGCGAGAUGGCACGUCGAGCGUGUUGACGUUGUGUUAAUCGAAAACUCACGAGAAAUGAACCAAAGUUAGUUUGACGUAGUUUCGCGUUAUUUCGCCAGUAAUUAGAAACAAACAACUUGUGUAGCGCCAUUGCUACCUGUAAAUAUAGUCCAUAAACGGACUAACAUUGCCAGUGCUUGUACAGUGUAUUUACAAUACGUAGAAAUGAUAGCAUCGGCGCUUGUGCACACCGUAUAUGGUAAGUAUCGCAAGCAUAGCUUAUGUCGAAAAGGCGUAUAGCCAUAGACAGGCAGAAAGUGACGGGUAACUGUAAUAAAAUUGCCAUGGGACGUAAUAAUAAAGGUUGAACGCGCAAUAAAUGACCAAUGAAUCCCUAAAGGUAACCAAUGCCCAACAAACUCAAAUAGAACUUGAGGCAUAUUUACAAUAACGAUAUUUCACUUUAUUUCAUAGCAAAUUAACGGCGAAUUAAAGUUAUGUACGUUUUUCAUGGAAUAUGGUUAUAAAACCAGUCUGUUUGUAUAUAAUAUA